CCUGCGAGGGGACGCGGGGAACGGGGACGCGGGCUGGGGUCGGGCCAGCGAGGGGCGCGGUGACCUCCGGUCGCCUGGAGGCCGCGCUGCUGGGAACCUUCAUUCCCCAGCUGCCGGGCGACCCGGGCCAGUCACCCCCUCCCCCAGCGCUGUAAGGAACCCUCCGGACGGCCCUCUAGUUGGCGCCCCAUUCUGCCUUGGUCUCCCCUUGGGCGCGCGGGGCGCUCCUCCAGGAACUCGAGAGGUUCCCACACGAGGCACAAAGGGACAGGGGGCAGCCCACACCGCAUUACAGCUGCUGCCGAGGGACUGCCUUGAGCCCCAGAGGUCGGUCCCGGCGUCCUUGGGGGUCCCUGCUGGACGGCGGCUCUUGGCGUACCGGCACGUUUUCCUGUCUGUGCCCGCCCCGCCCUCUCCCAUGCCCACUGCUCGGGGACACUCGGGCCAGCUACAGUCAUUCCCCAGGACUUGUGGUUUUGGCUUCCUUCCAUGAAGUGAGUGGCAAAAUGCUAUGCCUCAGUUUCCCCUCGACCUGGGGCCAGCUGUGCCCCUGCAGCCCUGGGCUAAAGAUUUGCCUUUCUGGCAGCUCUUUUCCUGGUUGGCUGCUACCCAUCUGGCAGUUUGCAAAACGACUCUUUAGAAUGAAUUGAGUCAAGCUUCCCAAGGGGAAUGGAUGUCCACAUUUCUCCCUGUGUAGAUGCAGUUGUAAAAACCCCACCUCAGAGCAAUUAAUAUUUUUCAGUGACUUUCCCCUACUUUACCCGUGGGAUGUCCUUAUUUCAGCUCGUUGAAAAUCCUCUUCACAGCUCGUUUAACAGAUGGGGAAACCGAGGCAUGGGAAGGUGAAGUGACUUGUCCAGGGUCUUCCGGGCUAGACAACUGAGGCAGGAAGUUGGCUCCAGGUGUGAGGCUGGGGUGGGGGGGCAGCCCGGCUCUCUGCAUGGUCACAGGCUGUUGGAUCAGCAGCAGUGCCUGUGCCUGUGGCUGUGGCAGUGAGGACAGCAGCAGCAGCAGCAGUGGACUCUGAACUCUGGAAAGCAGCACCAGGAGAUAAGGCAGGUAUUUGUUUACCUACCACCUGCCAGUCACUGGGGUUCAGAGGGAAGGCCCGCCCUCCUGCAGCAGGUGGAAAUGACACUGCUGUGCAAUCAGAGGCCUGGAAAGGUCAGCUUGCCCAGGGCCACCCAGCCUGGAGACUGCAGAGCCACCCCUUGAACCAAGUACAACCAGAGCUGAGUAGAACCUGCAAGGGCCAAGCAAGGCACCACCCAGCCAGGGGAGUAAACAUGAAUUGAGCACCUACUGCAUCCCAGGGACUUUACCUCCUCAGCUCUGGGGAACUGUAGCUGCUGUCCUAAGCAGGGAAUGUGACAUGCAGGUCCUCUAAGUGGCCAGGGAACACCUGGGGACAGACCAGGAAGCUGCACUAGUGCGUCAGCACCAGGAGGGUGGACCCCAGCCAUCUGGCUUAUCGCUGUGUCUGUGGUGUCUAGGACAGUGCUGGCACACAAUAGGCGUGACAUCUCUGAUGCAUGGAGGCCCGGGCACCAUGAAGCUGAACGAGCGCAGCCUGGCCUUCUACGCGACAUGCGAUGCGCCGGUGGACCACGCAGGCUUCCUGCACAAGAAGGGCGGGCGGCACACGGCCUCGCACCGCCGCUGGUUCGUGCUGCGCGGCAACAUGCUCUUCUACUUCGAGGGCCCGGGCAGCCGCGAGCCGCUGGGUGUCAUCGUGCUGGAGGGCUGCACCGUGGAGCUGGUGGAGGCGGCCGAGGAGUUCGCCUUCGCUGUGCGCUUCACAGGGGCGCAUGCGCGCUGCUACGCGCUGGCGGCCGAGAGCCAGGCGGCACUGGAGGGCUGGGUGAAGGCGCUGUCCCGCGCCAGCUUCCACUACCUGCGCCUGGUGGUGCGAGAGCUGGAGCAGCAGCUGGCGGCCAUGCGUGGCACGGGCGGCGAUGGCGAGGUCACGGUCCCACCCCGGCGGCCCAAGGAGAAUGGCUGCUGCUCUGCUGUGUGGAGCGCGGAGCCCCCUGCGGCCGGCCCCCGCUGUCCCCCGCUGCCACCCCGCCGACGCAGGGCCUCGACGCCCGACAGACCCCCGGACUCGGCACCCUUUGCACAGCUGCAUGAGUGGUAUGGGCAGGAGGUCCGCGCGCUCAGGGGUCAGUGGCUCGGGGGCCAGACCCAGCCCUGAAGUCACCACAGUCUUGUUCCCCGGGGGACUCAAGCCCCAGCCCCCCUUGCCUGGCCCCAAACCCCUAGUCUAGGGAAUGGCGGUCAAGGCAGCCCCAAGGGCCCUGAGUGGCCUGGUUUCAGGGGAUUCAAGCUCUGGGGAGAUGCCAGUCCCCAAGGGGAACUUUAGGACCUUGUGACUCCAAAGACCCAUCCAUGAGGAGACCAUUGUGUCUGACUCCACAGAGAAUCCGGGCCUGGAGGCACCUAAGGAUCCUGAUGGGCCAAGCCCCAGGCCUGGGCUUGGUACCCUACAAGGCCUCCUGCUGGCCACAGGCCAGAACCAGCCUGACUGGAGCCUGUGGCUCAGGCCCAGCCACUCCUGCCAGGCCCUGGCUGUGGAUGGGGAUAGGGUGGGGCCAGGGACCUUACCAGGCCUGCCCUUUUGCUUCUGCACCUGCACCAGGCUGGCCCACCCACCUUCCACUUUUGGAAGGAGGUGGUUGGUGGGGACAGUAGCCCAGAGGCAGUGAGUGUGACCAGCUAGCUCCCUGGUGCCUGGGGUCCCUGGGCUGGAACAGCCAAGGAAGGACUUUGCCCAGGCUGGCGGCCCUCUGGGGCUCUCUGUCAUCUGUCCUAGCCUGGGGCGGGGCUCCCAGGAGCUGCAUGGCCCAAGCUGACUUUGUACAGGUUCACCGCUCAGGAGGGGCCCAGGUGCUGCUCCAGGCACAAAGAGAAGGUGGCUGCAGAGCUGUGUUGGGCUCCGGAACCCCACUCCAGCUCCUGCCAGUCACCCUUGUCAUGCCCCAGUUGUCUCUGGGGAGACUGGGCUCCCUGUCCAGCCUAGGUUAUCCUCUCACUCACCACAGUGCCUGACAGCUCUUCAACCAGGAAGAUUCCCAGGGUGGUGGGACACUCCAGCCUCCCCUGGGUCAUGUUUACAGUUCUCAGUGCCCCAAAUGGGGACCCCAGGGGACACCUCCACCCCCACCUUGACUUUGCCCAUGGUGAUAACACACUCAGCCCUGGCCCCUUCCUUCUGUUUUUGGAAGACCAGGGGUUUCUGUCUGCAGUCAAGGCCUCCCCAGCUCCCUGCUGGCUCAGUGGGCUGGAGCUUGGCUGAGAAUUUUAGUUUUAAAUAUGUAGGGUGUUCUUCUUUCCCCUGGCAACAAAGCUGUGUGUUUUCACUGCUUUUGUUCCUGUCGUGUUCCAGUGGGACAGGACAGGACACAGCAGCCCUGCAGGGCCAGGCCCCCAGUUGUAUCUUCUCCCCAGCAGGCCCUGCUUUCUCCCUGGCAGAGCUGCUGGGUCUGGUACGCUCCCCAGUCCCUCUCCUCCCGUGGUGUGGGUGUGCAGCUCUUGUCCAAGGGCUCUGGUGUGUGGGAGGGCCUGGGCAGGCCGAGCUCGGGAGUGGUUUGAAGUGACACGUUGAGCCCAGUCUGGUGCAGGUUUACAGAUUAAAGGUACUGUGGCCUCAUCUCCGGGGGUAGAGGCGGGAACGUUCCCUUCCUGACUCGAAGAUGACAGGGUAGCCCUGCCUCUGCUGUUGGGUGUGGGAGAGAUGGCAGCCAGGGAGGGGAAUGCAAGGGCUAAAAUAAACAAGUUUAUCAA
Molecule: messenger RNA, 3783 nt
Organism: Heterocephalus glaber (naked mole-rat)
Lineage: Eukaryota; Metazoa; Chordata; Mammalia; Rodentia; Bathyergidae
Gene: Pheta1
Product: PH domain containing endocytic trafficking adaptor 1
Biological process (GO): retrograde transport, endosome to Golgi; endosome organization; receptor recycling
Cellular component (GO): early endosome; trans-Golgi network; recycling endosome
Source: RefSeq, a predicted model, not a curated record